AAAAAAUAUUGUAUGCUGGCCAUACCGUGUGACGUCUCGUAAGGCUUUGAGGUACGGGGCUCGGUGCUGCGUUAUACGUCAAAUGGCCCUCAUCUGCAGCAAAUCUACGAUCUCCGCUUCGGUGGCAAGCGGUAGAUCUUUCCAGACAAUUGUGCCUUUGUCGGCAGGCGCACGGUCUCUCCUGUUCGGGCUGGCCAGCUGGACGCGUCCACCAGCCCGGACAAAGCACCAGGUCGCCCGCGCCACGGGUCCAUCCCCCGCGGUCCCCCCACAAUACGUUGUGGGAGGCGAUGGCGACCCCGAGAUGGCGACCUUUCAGAACCACCAGCAGUCCGCCCCGCGGCCCUCAGCUGCGGCGGAGGCGCGGACGGUGCUGGAUCAGGGAAAGCACGGUGUGCUGUGCACGCUGAGCAGUGCAGCCGACACGGCCGGCUUUCCAGCGUCCUCCGUGGUGGAAUUCGCCUGCGACGGCACGGGGCGGCCCUUCUUCGCCACCUCCUCUCUGUCCGCCCACACAGCGGAUAUGCUGAAGGACGGUCGAGUCAGCCUCACCGUUAAGUCGCCCAGUUUCCAGGGCAUGGACUGCGGGCGGCUAACACUCCAGGGAACCGUGGCGCCGGUCCUGGAGGCGGAUAAGCGGCGGCUGCGGGAGGUCUACCUCAAAAAGUACCCCUCGGCCUUCUAUGUCGACUUCCCUGAUUUCCAGUGGUUCCGAAUGGACAAGAUUGCUGCGGUCCGCUUCAAUGGCGGCUUUGGCCGAGCACCGCGGGACAGUAAGGCCAUGAUCAAGCACUACGUGGGCCUGAGCGUGGACACGGUGUGCAUGAUAGACCUGGACCGGCUGGGGAUCAACUGCUCCGGCCAGACGUUCAAGCUGCGUCUGCCAUUCCCUCAGCCAGUGGAGGAUCGGAAGGCCAUUAAGGAUGCGAUUGUCGAGAUGACUAAGAAGGCGCGGAGCACGGCGGCGACAAAUGCGCGCACACCGGGCGGCACGCUGUAACGGUGUGCAGUGAACUAGCAGUGCACGAAAGCUUGCUCCGUUUACCAGUUUGCGGAGGUGUACCAGUUACCGGUGUGUGUGUGUGCAAUAAGUGGGGAAAUAUUUUUAAAUCGCGCGCGUGGAAUUCGGUGAACUGCGGAAGGAGCUUUAAGCCACAGGCGUGGUUGGGUUAAUAAAAAUGUUAGGAAGCUGUCGUGUAGUGCUAACAGCGUAUGGGAUGGCCGUAGCACAUACAGCAUGAAAAACACGAGACAAGAUAACCGUGAAAUAUCGACUGACGGCAGUGAUAAUGGUAUUUUGCCAUGUAAGAAUAUCUGAAUG
Messenger RNA from Volvox carteri f. nagariensis, 1321 nucleotides. RefSeq lists its product as uncharacterized. The record is from RefSeq and is a predicted model, not a curated record. The transcript is spliced from 9 exons. Lineage: Eukaryota; Viridiplantae; Chlorophyta; Chlorophyceae; Chlamydomonadales; Volvocaceae. The coding region runs from base 83 to 1000 and encodes 305 amino acids.